AUAUUUAAAAUCUCCACUCUUGAUUCCUCCUCUGCGUUGUUUAAAAGUGCUCCGAAGUGAUUCAAAUUGUCACAUUUCCCGUCAUUGUCAACACAUUUGAAAUUUUCAGUGUCUCUCUCGUCAAAAUUUUUGUGAAAAUGCCGGCAGACGCGGAACUAAAUUCGGUGCUAAUCAGGCGGCAAGAAAUCAACGAUGCUCUAGAUAACGGGCACGAAAUCAAAGUCAACUACAGGGUGGUCAAUGUUUACACCGAGUUUCACGAAUUUUCCAGGAAGGAGAUCAAGCAGUACGAAAGCACGUUCAAGAAAUUCAACACCAACAAAGACGGCUAUUUGAGCCUCAACGAACUCAAGCGCAUGAUGGAGGUCCUGGGGGCCCCCCAGACGCACGUGGGGCUCAAGGCAAUGAUCAAGGAAGUGGACGAAGACGACGACGGCCGCCUCUCCUUCAGAGAGUUCCUCCUGGUGUACCGCAAAGCCAGAGCUGGUGAACUCGACGAAGACUCCGGUUUGGCCCAAAUGGCCAAACUCACCGAAGUGGACGUCGAUAAAGUGGGGGUCAACGGCGCGAAGGAGUUUUUCGAAGCAAAAAUCCAGGAGUUGGCAAAGAGGAGCAAGUUCGAGAGCGAGAUUUUGGAGGAACAGGAGGAGAGGAAAAGAGCCGAGGAGGAAAAGAUCCUGAGGAGGCAACAGUUCCUGCAAAAGGCUGCCAUCUUUAAAUAGGGGUUUGACUGAAACGUGACGCAUUUUUUGUAAAUAUAAGUAUUAAGUAAGUGGCAAAUCUUAUUAACUUUUCUAGCUUUUGAAUUUGUGAUAGCCGUUUUUUAAUAAAACUAUUAACCGA
Molecule: messenger RNA, 843 nt
Organism: Tribolium castaneum (red flour beetle)
Lineage: Eukaryota; Metazoa; Arthropoda; Insecta; Coleoptera; Tenebrionidae
Gene: Swip-1
Product: Swiprosin-1
Exons: 3
Coding region: 138-722 (194 amino acids)
Molecular function (GO): calcium ion binding
Source: RefSeq, a predicted model, not a curated record